Molecule: messenger RNA, 2732 nt
Organism: Thunnus maccoyii (southern bluefin tuna)
Lineage: Eukaryota; Metazoa; Chordata; Actinopteri; Scombriformes; Scombridae
Gene: cltrn
Product: collectrin, amino acid transport regulator
Exons: 6
Coding region: 506-1150 (214 amino acids)
Source: RefSeq, a predicted model, not a curated record
GCUUUACUAAGAAGCAGAUACAGUCAGACUCUUCACUGUUUUCUAGACAGUUUGAUUUGGUACAAUCUGUGUGUGUUCCUGUUUUCAUGAAGCAAAUCAAGGAAAAAAUAUUGCUACUGAAUAUAAAAGUGCCUGGCAUGCCGAACAGCUAGGUCACAUAUUGUACUGUGCUGAGUAAACAGAAGCCGUUGUGUUUUUGUCGGGGAGGUCUGCCUCUCUCACAUCAGCAAACCUAUCUGGCUCCUUGGAAGCUUGAACAAACAGCAGGACUUUCAUGGCAGCACCCAUUUUACAGUUUCCAUGUCAUACAGUGAGGGCGAGCUGGGCUGCAGCUAUUUUUUUUUUUUUUUUUAAAGAGGGCGGAUUAGUUCAGGUGUGUCCAAGUUUAACCAUUAAACUCAGACUUAUCCAAUGAGGUUCCUCUGCUGACCCCCUCAAACCACUAAACUCUGUGAGUUUCUCUUGAGUGUUUGCAGCAUUAUUUUGUUUCUUGCUCUCUGGGGAAAUGUUGGAGAAGGUCUUAUUCCUGCUCUGUUUGUCCUCUGCUUUGGCAGAACAGCUCUGUAGGCCAGAUGCCUCAGAUGGCUACAAAGUUCGACUCAGCAUCAAAAGUGCUCUGGGAGAUGAAGCUUAUGUUUGGAAUGAGAAUGAAAUGUUCCUUUUCCGAGCAACUCUGGCGUUUGCCAUGAGGAAUCAACUCAACGGACUGGAAUUCCAAGUGUCCAACAUUAUUGUGUGCGAUGAGACUCCCAGAGUGUCCUUCUGGUUUGUGGUGACGUUACCUCACAACACUUCACGCCUUGUUGAUAAAGAGGAUGUGGAGCAGGCUGUGAGACAGUCCAGGAAUCGCAUCAACAACGCCUUUCUGCUGACUGAUAAAACUCUGGAGUUUAUCGGCAUCCCUCCCACCAUGGCAGCACCAGUCAACCCUGACACCCCUCCAUGGCUCAUUGUGUUUGGUGUCGUCAUGGGUGCUGUGGUUGCUGGCAUUGUCGUUCUGCUUGUGUCUUCUCUGGUCCGAAAUAAACGCAAAAAGAACGAGAAAACAGAAGAUGAGGAAAAGACGAUGGAAAAUGGCGUCGCACAUGAGAACCUGGCUGGUGUUUACAACAUGUCAUUCUCAGAUGAAGAGGGACUGACACAGAUGUAAAAUGCUUCAUUAAAAACUCUUCCAUGUAAGAAAUAAGAUGGAAAAAAGGUUAAUAAGCUUCUCCAUGCAGAUUUUUGUUGCACUAUAAUAUUUUUCUUUGUGUAUUUUGUGAAUUAGUCAAAAAAGUUAAAACUUUAAUGAUUUAAUAGAUGUUCAAAUUUUGUUCUUUUUCUCAUCACUUCUUUGAUAACUUGCUGCCUUAAAAAGAAACAAAUACAUUGAUUUUUUAUGCCGGUACUUUUAUUUUCCAAAUAUGAGUAUUUUCUGUGUUUAUGGACAGUAAAUUAAACAUCUGUGUCAGAGGGAAUACGUGUAUGGAUAUUUUACAGUAUUCUAUGUCUGUGAUCAAGCAAUGUACCAAUAAUUUACUGUAAAUUUUGACAAAUAUUUUAUUUUAUUUAACCAGUUUGGCAAACAGAUUGAGAUGGAAACAAGCAUUAAACCAGUCCUGUUAAAGACAAUAAUUGAUUAACAGCUAAAUACAGCAAAAUCUCAUCAAACAGCUGGACUACAGUUGCUCAUUGUAUCUAACCUGAUUUUUUUUCUUCCUAAAUUAGACUGAUUUUGAUGUAAUCAAACUUAAUCAAGCUAAAUAAUUGAACUGACAUCAAAGCACUGUCAAAAUGAGGGCCCAGCGGUGAUGUCUGCUGUGAGUGGAUCCUUCAGCUGUCUGUUUGUUUGCUGUCAUCCUCUUUCUUUUUCCAGACUACACAAUCUGACAGUGGAAAAACCCCUGAAGUCUGUGAUGGGCUCAGCCGCAGUCUCUGGCGGGAUUAAAUGCUAAAUUAUAAAAAUGCAAUUAUUGUUUAAUUGAACUGCGGACAAGCUCAUUAUUGCAGUCGCUGGCAAAAAUAUUUCUGGACACAAUUACACAAGUUGUUAUUACAGAGCAGAGACACAUCAUGUUUGUUUGAGAUUUGUAUCAUCAUGUAUGAAAUUUGAAAGUAAUCAGCUUCUUUCACAGUGUGAUGUUGCUGCUAUGUGUAACUUUGUGUUAUGUAUCCUGUGUGUUUUUUGCUUUGUACAGUUUGUUACUGUGCUGUUAUAUGUUUUUAUUGUGACCUGCCGCAGGGACUGCAGAUGAAAAUGAGCUAUAAACUAACUUUGGUACAGUGCAUCAAAUGGUAACAUUUAUGUUUAACACAGUAUAUGGUCCCUUACAGUUAAAAUAAAUAAAUAAAUUCCCAGUGAAUGCCUGAUUUUGUGGUGACAAUGAAGGACUUUCAUACAAAAGUGUAUCAAAAUGUUCAGUGGUGCCUCAUCUGAGCUCAGUAUUGGUACAAAGUUUCAAGAUUAAUGCAAACUGCUGUGAAACUGUGGUCAGUUUGAUGAAGUUUGAUGUUUGACUUUACUGCCUCCUGCAGACCAUUUGGAGUAAAGGUGUAACAUGUUCACUGUCUCUGCACUGGAACAGGUUAAUCCUGUUUUGUAGAUGUCCUCCAAAGGUAUUUGCUUGCGUAUGCACACACAGUCAAAACCAUGGUUUUACAGUAAAAAUGUGUCCUGUUUGUCCUGUUUCCCCAUAUGUAAAUGCUUCCCAACAUGUUUUGGCUCAUGACUCCUGAAAACAAAAAUACAUUUC